This is a messenger RNA of Solanum verrucosum, 1553 nucleotides long. RefSeq names its product galactan beta-1,4-galactosyltransferase GALS1. Lineage: Eukaryota; Viridiplantae; Streptophyta; Magnoliopsida; Solanales; Solanaceae. The coding region runs from base 170 to 1552 and encodes 460 amino acids. The record is from RefSeq and is a predicted model, not a curated record. The transcript is spliced from 2 exons.
GGUAAAAGAUGAUGAUGGCAAUAUUGGUAAUAAAGAAAAGAUCCAAGUGCGUUGUUGUAGGAGAAGGAGAAAUUUGAUUGCAUUGACGGACGACAACUCAGAGUCUCAAUUAAGUGUCGGUCCAUAGAGUCUUGUUUUGGUGUCUCUUCACUCUGUUUUCAGCUACCCAAUGGCUAAAAAUCCAAGUAAUACAGCCGGAAAAAUGUUGGACACGAGGCCAUUGGUAGCGACAUUGCUCGCCUUCACUCUUGUCAUGCUCAUUUGGAAUCUCCAACCUUACUACGAUACCAUCCUUAAUCCGUCUAAACUCUCCAUUAAUAUUACCGACCCUAACAAACGAACCUUCCUUACCUACGGCAAUGCCGCCUCUCUCUUCGUCCAGAUGGGAGCCUAUCGCGGUGGUCCCACUACUUUCGCCGUUGUGGGUCUCGCUUCCAAGCCCCUUCACGUCUUUGGCCGCCCCUGGUAUAAAUGCGAGUGGAUCCCCAAUACCAAUACCAACUCCUCUAAGAACCUCAAGGCCAAGGCCUAUAAGAUCCUCCCUGACUGGGGUUACGGACGUGUCUACACUGUGGUGGUUGUGAACUGCACAUUUGCUGUGAAUCCUAACCUUGACAAUAAGGGAGGGAAGCUCAUUCUCUACGCUUACUAUAGUGAGUCACCCAAGAGAUACGAGAAAAUCACAGCAUUGGAGGAAGCACCAGGGUCUUACAACCAGUCCAAGUUCAGCCCGCCAUAUCCCUACGAGUAUUUGUAUUGCGGUUCUUCCUUGUAUGGGAAUUUGAGUGCCUCUAGGAUGAGGGAGUGGAUGGCCUAUCACGCCUGGUUUUUCGGGCCCAGCUCCCAUUUCGUGUUUCACGACGCCGGCGGGGUGUCAUCCGAGGUAAGGGCGGUGCUGGAGCCGUGGGUACAGACUGGUAAGGUCACGCUUCAGGAUAUAAGGGACCAGUCCGAGUUCGAUGGCUACUAUUACAACCAGUUUUUGGUGGUGAAUGAUUGCCUCCAUCGCUACCGACACGCUGCCAAUUGGACCUUCUACUUUGAUGUGGACGAGUACAUCUAUCUUCCUGAUGCCAACACUACUCUCGAAUCUGUGUUAAGAGACUUCUCCAACAAUACUCAGUUCACCAUUGAGCAAAAUGCCAUGUCCAGCAUCCUCUGCUUGAACGAUUCCUCUCAAAACUAUUCCAGGCUGUGGGGUUUUGAGAAGUUGUUGUUCAGAGACUCGAGAAGUAACAUUAGGAGAGAUCGGAAGUACGCCAUACAGGCAAAAAAUGCAUAUGCAACAGGCGUACACAUGUCGGAAAAUGUAGUAGGAGGGACUUUGCACCAGACAGAAACCAAGAUCCGCUACUAUCAUUAUCACAACUCCAUCACGGUACAUGAGGAGCUGUGUCGUGAGUUUUUACCCAUAUCCGCUAAGCAUAACAUAACCUGGUUCGAUAAGGUACCCUACGAAUAUGAUGACAACAUGAAGAAACUCACCCAAACCAUCAAGGAUUUUGAGCGAAAUACUAUCAAUGCAGCUCCCGACCAUACCAACAACUCAUAGG